AUGCCGACUAUUCAUCUAUGGGGUUACAAUGACAAGCCUUCGCUGAUUUCUCCCGAUUCUAUUGCGUUAUUUUGGCUUAUAAAUCUAUUCAAUAUUGAGUGUACGGUCGUAUUUUCUAAUAAUGUAGAUUUAUCACCUAACAAAGAACUACCUGUGCUUAUUAAGGAUGAUGGAUCUGCUAUCUGUAAGUUUGAUUCAAUAGUGGAAAGCCUUUGGUCUCGAAAUGCGUCUCUUUUAGAGCGUGGGCUCUUCGUGUUUACUUCUGAAAGACUAAACCGGCUUACAGAUUAUCAAUUAUAUCUGAAUAAAAUAAACUACGAAUCUUAUACUAGGAAAGUGUUUUCUCACCUACUUUACUGGCCGAUGUGGUAUAAUACGCCGCUUAAUAACCGAGCUUUGGCGAAGCAAAAGUGCGCAAGUAUUGGCUAUAUUGAGCCUGAUACGCGCGAUGAGCAGGUUGGGCCAGUCGAUGAGGCUACAAAACACUUGGCCAGAGACAGCAAAACCUUCCAAAUGACUCAAGAAAGGCGCCAGAAGGAUAAGGAAAUGCUAGAGUACACCAAGUACAAUAUGCAGUAUACAUCUCAGCUGCAAGAAGUGCUCAAAUCGCUACUAGAUGCACGCAAGAAUAUCCCUGAUCAGUUAAUUCCGGCUGACUUGCUACUCUACGCUAACCUUUAUGUCCAAUUGGAACUUCCUGACGGCGAAAGAAUCCAGACCUUCCUCCAGCAUCAGUUCCCCGAUUUCAUGCGGUCUUUGCUCGAGACUUGUAAUAAAUAUAGCCAUUUGGCAGUUGCUGGCAACGUCAUAUUAAGAGAACCCACAUUCUCUGAAUCUGGCAACCUGCUAAUGACAACGUACAACUUUACCAGAAACAUAAUUUAA
Molecule: messenger RNA, 885 nt
Organism: Eremothecium sinecaudum
Lineage: Eukaryota; Fungi; Ascomycota; Saccharomycetes; Saccharomycetales; Saccharomycetaceae
Gene: SAM37
Product: SAM complex subunit SAM37
Exons: 1
Coding region: 1-885 (294 amino acids)
Biological process (GO): mitochondrion organization
Cellular component (GO): SAM complex
Source: RefSeq, a predicted model, not a curated record